GUGCGCAGUGCGCACCCUGGCACAUGUUAGGUAGAUGUGUUGUGCUACGACCUUCUCGGCCUUUUUCACUCCAUGUCUGUGUCAGCUGGAGCUAAGGUGGACUGAACUCGGACAAUAAUUUUAAUAAUUAUUAUUUUAAUCAUAUAAUUAUAAUCAUGAUUUAUUUAUUCAUUUUUUCAUCACUGCUUUUGCUAUAAUUCGCAAGGUCUUCUGUUGCCGUCUUGCUUGGCUCUGCAACUUUUUAUUUUAUGAACGAAACAGCUUUGUUUUAGAGAUUCCUUCAAUGGUAGAUCCGACCUUUCAGUAGCUUCAAUCUACCAUUGUCUCGUUUUCUCUUCGUAUUUUUCUCUUUUUAUAUUUCACCCAUGUGGUUGUUUCGCUUCGUUCGUUGAAAAUCUUCCAUCUUUGCCACAGUGAUGAAGUGCUUUUGAUGGUUAAUGAUGAAUUUUUCGUAAAUUGAUUACUAGUUAGUUAUUGUGUUUAGGGAGUUUUUGAAAAUUUUCAGUUAUUGAGAUAAUGAUAAUGGAGUCAAAGAGAAAAAAGAAUUCUCCUAGCUCGCCCGAGUCAACUCAGUUCCCAGACGAAGUACUCGAGCCAGUGCUCGCUCUCUUAACGUCACACAAAGAUCGAAGUUCAGUCUCUCUGGUCUGUAAAGACUGGUACAACGCGGAACGGUUGUCCAGGACUCAUGUGUUUAUUGGUAACUGUUACUCUGUUUCGCCGGAGAUUUUGACUCGCCGGUUCCCCAACAUUCGCAGCGUCACUUUGAAAGGGAAGCCGAGAUUCUCCGAUUUCAAUUUGGUUCCGCAAAACUGGGGAGCUGAUAUUCACGCGUGGCUCGUGGCGUUUGCUAAUAAAUAUCGGUCUCUUGAGGAACUAAGGUUGAAAAGAAUGACCAUUAGUGAUGAGAGCUUGGAGUACUUGGCCGCCAAUUUCCAGAAUUUUAAAGUGCUUUCUCUUUUGAGUUGUGAUGGGUUCAGCACUGAUGGUCUUGCUGCAAUUGCUACACAUUGCAAGAAUUUGACUGAGCUUGACAUCCAGGAGAAUGGUGUCGAAGAGAGAAGUGGAAAUUGGUUGAGUUGCUUCCCUGAAAGCUUUACAUCAUUGGAAGUACUGAACUUUGCCAACAUGAGUGUUGAAGUUAAUUUUGAUGCACUUGAGAGACUUGUCAGUAGGUGCAAAUCAUUAAAGGUGUUGAAGGUUAACAGAAGUAUUUCUUUGGAACAAUUACAAAGGCUACUUGCUUGUGCUCCUCAGCUCGUGGAACUCGGUACCGGUUCCUUUUCGCAAGAGCUCACCAUCAGGCAGUAUGCAGAGGUAGAAAGUGCAUUUAACAAUUGCAAGAAUAUACACACUCUUUCUGGUUUAUGGGAAGCUACUUCUUUACAUCUUCCCGUUCUAUCCCCUGCCUGUGCAAAUUUGACAUUCUUGAAUUUGAGCUACGCUGCUUUGCAAAGUGCUGAACUCACCAAGCUGCUUGUGCACUGUCCACAUCUUCAGCGCCUAUGGGUCCUGGACACAGUGGAAGACAAAGGGCUGGAGGCUGUUGGUUCCUAUUGUCCAUUGCUUGAGGAACUUCGUGUUUUCCCUGCUGAUCCCUUUGAUGAGGAAAUUAUCCGUGGGGUAACUGAAGAAGGGUUUGUUGCUGUGUCUUUUGGCUGUCGGAGACUCCACUAUGUCCUUUACUUCUGCAGGCAAAUGACUAAUGCUGCUGUAGCAACCAUUGUACAGAACUGCCCUGAUUUUACUCAUUUCCGUCUUUGCAUAAUGAAUCCAAGACAACCAGAUUAUCUGACAAAUGAACCCAUGGAUGAGGCUUUUGGUGCUGUAGUGAAGACUUGCACUAAACUCCGAAGGCUUUCAGUUUCAGGUCUCUUAACUGACUUGACAUUUGAGUACAUUGGGAAGUAUGCCAAAAAUUUGGAAACCCUUUCAGUAGCCUUUGCUGGCAGUAGUGACUGGGGGAUGCAGUGUGUACUUGGAGGUUGUCCAAAGCUGAAAAAACUAGAGAUAAGGGAUUGCCCAUUUGGGAAUGUGGCACUGCUCUCAGGUUUGGAGAAGUAUGAAUCCAUGAGAUCGCUUUGGAUGUCAGCUUGCAAUGUGACAAUUAAUGGUUGUAGGCUAUUGGCGAGGAAGAUGCCUCGGUUGAAUGUGGAGGUGAUGAAGGAAGAUGGAAGUGACGACAGUCAAGCUGAUAAAGUUUAUGUUUAUCGAACUGUUGCCGGGCCAAGACGGGAUGCGCCUCUGUCUGUACUCACUCUCUGAUGCUUAAAGCUAAUUGGGUUUUGCAGAGUUCAAGUUUCCCUGCUUCAAGAACCCAGUCUAAAUUUUAUAAAACUGAAAUGAUAUGUGUGAUUGGAAAAGAGGAAAAAUAGUUUUGGCAAGACAUGAAAUUUGUUCUUCAACUACAGUUUCUUUUCUCAUUACAACCCAGGAAGAAUGGGAAAGCCUAAAAGAUACAAGAAAGAACACACAUGUUCAUGGUCUCCAUGAUUGGAAACAAGUUUGCUUCUUCUGCUUGAUUUACCAUACCCCUGAAGAACAUUAUUGCAAGACUGCCAACGCCAAAGUAGAUGAAGCAGCCAUGGCAGUGUCACAAAUUAAUCAAAAUCUAUGCUUUGACAUAGAGGUCCAUAUGUCUUAUCAAAAUCCUGCAUUGAUCAGAAACACCAUGACAUAACAAGAUGUUAAAUUCGGCCGCUCACAGGAUCUGAGACCCAGUAUUAUCAAUAUACUGCUGUAGAAGGUUACCUUCUUUAUGAAUUGAGCUAUUUCAGAAGACUCUGUAACAUCGAAGAGAUCAAGAGCCUUAGCGGCUAAAUGAAUUGCAUCUUGCUGUAUUGUUUGAAGCAUCUUAGUCUCAUCGACUAUGGGAUUUGCCUUCUAACAUGGUGGCAGAGAAAAUACUACGGUGGGAAAAAGCUAUAUAACUAAGGCGAGAAGGAGAAAGAUAUGGGGAUUGAAGGGAUGUGGAGGAAGUUUGUAAAGGGUGCGUUCUGAUGGCUCUGUUGUGUGUGGCCUGAAUCCAGGAGGUGUCGACCAUCUAGUGCAAUGGAUGAAGCUGAGGACAUGGAAGCAUCAGGGGAUCCAUAAUAUUGGAGGUGGCCGGUUGGAACUGGAUCAUCUUUGAUGAACGGCUGGAUGGGAUGCCUGAUGUUGAGGGGAUAAAAUGAUAAUGGUUCCACAUUAUCUUGGAGAUGGGUUUAAUGUUUGUGAUUGUGUUGAGACUAGUAUUAUGCCACGAAUUUUCCUGGUGGAUGUUUUAAGGUUGAUAAAAUUGUCUUUUGCUUGCGCUUUUGGCUUC
Messenger RNA from Mangifera indica (mango), 3304 nucleotides. Its product is annotated as protein TRANSPORT INHIBITOR RESPONSE 1-like. The record is from RefSeq and is a predicted model, not a curated record. The transcript has 4 exons. NCBI's taxonomy places the organism in Eukaryota, Viridiplantae, Streptophyta, Magnoliopsida, Sapindales, Anacardiaceae. The coding region runs from base 517 to 2265 and encodes 582 amino acids. Gene Ontology annotation, biological process: SCF-dependent proteasomal ubiquitin-dependent protein catabolic process. Gene Ontology annotation, cellular component: SCF ubiquitin ligase complex.